Arvicola amphibius (Eurasian water vole) is the source of this 4962-nucleotide messenger RNA. RefSeq names its product CHM Rab escort protein (gene Chm). Gene Ontology annotation, molecular function: GDP-dissociation inhibitor activity. The coding region runs from base 4 to 1968 and encodes 654 amino acids. The transcript has 15 exons. Gene Ontology annotation, cellular component: Rab-protein geranylgeranyltransferase complex; cytoplasm; cytosol. Gene Ontology annotation, biological process: protein geranylgeranylation; small GTPase-mediated signal transduction; intracellular protein transport. NCBI's taxonomy places the organism in Eukaryota, Metazoa, Chordata, Mammalia, Rodentia, Cricetidae. The record is from RefSeq and is a predicted model, not a curated record.
CACAUGACGUUUCCUAUCAAGAUGGCGGAUAAUCUCCCUUCGGAUUUUGAUGUGAUCGUAAUAGGGACGGGUUUGCCUGAAUCCAUCAUUGCGGCUGCAUGUUCAAGGAGUGGCCAGAGGGUUCUGCAUGUUGAUUCACGAAGCUACUAUGGAGGAAACUGGGCCAGUUUCAGCUUUUCAGGGCUGUUGUCCUGGCUGAAGGAAUACCAGGAAAACAGUGAUGCUGUGACUGAAAAUUCCAGCUGGCAAGAACAGAUUCUUGACAAUGAGGAAGCUAUCCUUCUUAGUAGCAAGGACAAAACAAUUCAACAUGUAGAAGUAUUUUGUUAUGCCAGUCAGGAUUUGCACAAAGAUGUUGAGGAAGCUGGUGCACUGCAGAAAAAUCAUGCUUCUAUGACAUCCGCGGACUCCGUAGAGGCUGCAGAGGCUGCAGAGGCUGCUUGCCUGCCUACUGCAGAUGCAUCAUUAAAUACCAGGAGCUGUGAAACACUAGCAGAACAAACUCAGAGCAGUGAGCUAGAGAGUUCACUAGCAGUAAAUGACCCUGAAGAAAAAGAAAAUCAUAGUGAUGAUAAAACUACAGAAGAAGAGCCAAGUGAAAAUGUGCCUAAAGUACAAGACACCACAGAGCCACCAAAGAAAAAUAGAAUUACUUACUCCCAGAUUAUUAAAGAAGGAAGAAGAUUUAAUAUUGAUUUAGUAUCAAAACUUCUCUAUUCUCGGGGAUUACUAAUUGAUCUUCUAAUCAAAUCAAAUGUUAGUCGAUAUGCAGAAUUUAAAAAUAUUACAAGGAUUCUUGCAUUUCGAGACGGAAUUGUGGAACAGGUUCCCUGUUCUAGAGCAGAUGUCUUCAAUAGCAAACAACUUACUAUGGUAGAAAAACGAAUGCUUAUGAAAUUUCUAACAUUUUGUGUGGAAUAUGAAGAACAUCCUGAUGAAUACAAGGCAUAUGAGGAAACAACAUUUUCUGAAUAUUUAAAAACUCAAAAAUUAACCCCCAACCUGCAAUAUUUUGUCCUGCAUUCAAUUGCUAUGACAUCAGAGACAACAAGCCCCACUGUAGAUGGUCUCAAAGCUACCAAAAACUUUCUUCACUGUCUUGGGCGGUAUGGCAAUACUCCAUUUCUGUUUCCUUUAUAUGGCCAAGGAGAACUCCCUCAGUGUUUUUGCAGAAUGUGUGCUGUGUUUGGUGGAAUCUAUUGUCUUCGCCAUUCUGUACAGUGCCUUGUAGUGGACAAAGAAUCCAGAAAAUGUAAAGCAAUGAUAGAUCAGUUCGGUCAAAGAAUAAUUUCUAAACAUUUCGUUAUUGAAGACAGUUACCUUUCUGAGAACACAUGUUCCCGUGUACAGUACAGGCAGAUAUCCAGGGCAGUCCUGAUAACAGAUGGAUCUGUACUAAAAACGGAGUCAGAUCAACAGGUCUCCAUUUUGACAGUGCCAGCAGAAGAACCAGGAAGUUUUGCUGUUCGGGUCAUUGAAUUAUGCUCUUCAACGAUGACAUGCAUGAAAGGCACAUAUUUGGUGCAUUUGACUUGUGUGUCUUCUAAAACAGCAAAAGAAGAUUUAGAACCAGUAGUACAGAAAUUGUUUACUCCAUAUACAGAAAUUGAAGCAGAAAAUGAACAUGUUGAAAAGCCAAGGAUUCUGUGGGCACUGUACUUCAAUAUGAGAGAUUCGUCAGAUAUCAGCAGAGAUUGUUAUAAUGAUUUACCAUCCAAUGUUUAUGUGUGCUCUGGCCCAGAUUGUGAUCUAGGAAAUGAUAAUGCAGUCAAACAGGCAGAAACACUUUUCCAGCAAAUCUGCCCAAAUGAGGACUUCUGUCCAGCCCCACCAAAUCCUGAAGAUAUUGUCUUUGAUGGAGACAGUUCACAACAGGAAGCUUCAGAAUCCACUGUUAUAUCAGAGACCAACUCAGAGACUCCCAAGGGAAAUACAGACCUGGGAAACCCAGAGGAGCCCUCUAAGUAGUGGAUAUGCAUUAGACUUACUAUCCUAAUUUGAAAAUUCCUCUUGGCUUCAUAGUCCUGAUGGAUGGAAUAUAUGAAAACUUAGAAAGCAACAACCAAUAGGCAAAAUUACAAGACGAAAUGAGUCCUAGAAAUCUAAAGGGCAAUUUUCUUCAAAGAGGGCAUUUCUGGGAAAUUAAUACACUUAUAAAGCACAUUGACUUGCCUGUUUUAAGAUAGCAAGCCUGUGAGAUUAGCAUUCCUGGGAAUGUAGCUAUAAUAUUAAAGGGAUCCUAUGCAUUGUAAGUAAUUAUGUGGUAUUCACAUAAAUUUGCCACAUCUGGAGAGUCAGCUCUCAUACUUAUUUUGAUUAUUUGAAUUAUAUUUUCAUUCUAGGUAUGAUAUAACAGAUAAAAGCAUAUGUAAAUACAAUAAAGUAAAGCUAAACUAUCGUAAUCUGGCCAGAAGCCUAUAUUUGGAGUAAAAGUUGGUUUUAUUUUAUAUGUUAAAAACUGAAAAUGUUAAUACUAAGGUGUUUAGAUGAUUUGCUAGUCAUGAUUUGUUAGUAAGUAGUGACUUUGGUGUAAUAUUAUAUACACUGGCUAAAGGUUAAAGAUGAAACAUAAGAAUGGAAGCAUACAUUUGGAUAAGAUCAGUGAUCCUUCAUGAUUCUACUAAGUCAGAGUAAUGGAAGCAUUAACCUUGUUCACAGAACUAAUUUGGUCUUGGCUAUGCUACUUAAAAUAUUGGGCAGCUUGUUUAACUUCUUAUCUUCAGUUUCUACAGAUCUAAAGUGAACUACUGUGUCAGAGUAGUUAUGAAGAGAAAUGUAGCACCAUCCUUAGAGUGGCUCCUCUGGAAACACACUGUAACUUUCCCAUUGGUUGACCUGUGGGUAAAUAUCAAACCAACCUCACGAUCACAGUGUUACAUGUAUUGCGCUAAUUUUUUUAAAUGCAACCUGGUGGUGGUGGCACACACCUUUAAUCCCAGGAGUUGCGAGACAGAACCAGGUGGAUCUCUGUGAGUUCGAGGUCAGCCUGGCCUACAAAAGCUAGUUCCAGGACAGCUAGGACUGUUACACAGAGAAACCCUGUCUCAAAAAACUAAAAAGGAAAAGAAAAAAAAUUAAAAUACAAGUCUGUUUCCUAAACUCAUUAGUAACAAGUGGAUUGGUAGUUUUUAAAGUCUUAGAAAUACUUUAUAAAUUCAUAUUCCUCUUCUGCAGCUAAAUAUGAGAUCAUGGAAAACUAAACAGAGUCUGACAGUUAAUAUACUGUAAUACACUCUUUACAUGAAAAUAUGAGGGCUAUACAAUGGCAGCAAACCUAUUUGCAAUGCCUUCAUUUAAAUUUCUCUUGAGCUCUGAUGGUCUAUUUUCUUUGAGCAAUAGUUUGGACCUAGAACUGCCUGUAAAUAAAUAAACAAUAAAUAAACCCAGUGCUUCCUGUCAGGGAGCCAUGGCUCCAGUGAAAAGCACAGAGUUCUUCAUGUGCAGCUGGUUCCUGGCCUGGCCAGGUUUCAGAGAAGAUCUCAAAGGAAGCUCCCAGCAGAGUCUUGAUAAAUGGAAAAAUCCAAGGACUGUUGCUCUUGCUGACCCCUUCAGAUUGAAUUGGAUUAAGAAAAACAGGGAAAGCGUCCCAGACUCCCAUACUGCUCUUCUCAGGCUGCCUGCACUCCGGCUGUACAGCCCUCUCCUCUGUAGUACCCCUUCCCUUUUGUAAUGCCACACAAAUCAGGGACAGAUUCACGUUAUGACCUACUUUGUCACAAAGCGUCAGCUCUUCAGUCAGCUGUUGUUUCCUGAAGCCCAGCCAGGGCAUGCACUAAAGCCAAGUACAUACCUGUACUGCAUCAGGUAUUGGUCCUGCCUCUCCAUGCCAGCAAUAGAAAAGUUUCUCUUAGACGAGAGUAUUAAGUUGGAAUACAAUCACAGUAAAGUUGCACCAAUAAAAAUGUUAUACUUUGUUAUAAUCUAGAGUUAAGGUCUCCUAAAUGCAGCAUGCACGUUUAUCUAAGGAGACAGUUAGGCUCUUAGAUAGGCUUAGAGUAACUAGAAACCUCUGGACACUGCAGCAGUGUAAAUUGUUGAGCAACUGUGUUAUGCUUUCAUGGCCUAGCUCAUACUGUAUCUUUUUUCAUUCCUUCGAUGUCAUCAAAACCAAUUGCUCUUCCUCGUCAUUUACUAAAUAUAUUGUUGAAAUGCUUAAAGCUCCUUAAAUACCAUGAAACUUUUUUAAAAUUGUGGACAAUUCUGCCUAUUUCCUGUCACCUCAGAAUGCAAUAUGAAACAUUUUAAGAGCUUUUUGUUUUCUUAAUUACUGCAAGGAAAUACUUGAUUUUACUGUUUGAAGUUUCAAACAAUACUAACAACAGACAUUAAGAUAGUGUUGUAAAACCAUAGAUCUCAUAUGAAGAAAAUUUUUUUAUAUAAUGCAUAUGUUUCAGUAAUUUCAAAUUUGAAAGUUGCUGUAAUCAAAGGAUUUAUACUUGUAUGUUCAAAAUAUUUAAAUAUGCAUGCCUGUUUCUUAGUAACCAAAAAUCCUAUCAUGAAUUUAAGUGAUUGAUAUCAGAUCCAAUAACUAAUCCUAUGUUGCUUUUGUAUAUUUUUUCUAAUUGGUGUGCCUGCCCAAGAAAAAAUAAACAAUAGAUGUCACUUUCUAUUUUUCUAUAGCAAAAUGGUCACCACAUCAUGGGUAACUUAUAGAAUAGUGAAAAUUUCUAAAAUAAUAUCAAUUAUAAAGUUGAUUGUUGACAAUUAUUAAUUUCUGACAAGAUUGUUUCUAGAUUUCUUGUCUUCAAUUUUGUUUUCUAGUUCCUAAAUAGUAGCAAUCAUUUAAAGAAAUUUAAACCAUUUUCUUGCAAAUUACUUAUGCACUGUUAUUGGUAUUAAAUAAUUUGUCUUUUGCUCAGUAAACUUUCUUAUAUGUAUUUGAAAAAGCAUGAAUAUAUAAUUGCAUACUGUAACAGGAAGUUUUCAGAGGAAAUAAAGACUUUCAAUGUCUUUCCACUGUAA